CGGCGGCCGACGAGUGACCACGUGUACAAAGCGUUUUUCUAGCACACGCUCGUGAGAGAAAAGCGACAGUCAUCCCCGGUGAUUCGUCUUCGUCGUGUGUUGUAGCCCGAUCGGUCCUCCUCCGCCGCUUCGUAAUUCAUUGACGUGAUUACCAAAUGAUCGUCAGUCAUGAUCUUCACUAAGACGCGGUACCUUCUGUCAUGCACACUGUUAUUAUGCACCUUUGCGGUCUUGACACGCGCCAGGUCGUGGGACUUAGCCGUGGUGAUCGGCAACGAAAUCGACUUUUUCGGACGAAAUAGCACUCUGACGGGUCACGCCAACGUCGGAGACGCUAUCUCGUUGGCCGGAGUAACAUACGACGAUACUACUAAAACGAUGUAUUUGUCCGAUGUAGACAAUAAAGACGUGGCUAUAUUCAGCAUCGAUCUUACGGAGAAGGAGAACUUCACAAUGACAUCCUUGUUGAAAAAAGAGGACGGAAUGCACAUAAUGGGAAUCGUGUUCGACAAGGAGUCACGCACCUUGUUUUGGGCCGAUGCUUUGAACGAGACUAUUGCGAAGAUGCACGUGUCGCAGAGCGGUGAACCGAGCAGUCCCGUCGUUCUGCACAAUCUCGCCGGAAACAGUCCACGUGGCGUCGCCCUCGACGUGUGUAACAGUCACAUAUAUUGGGUAAACACGAAGAAGGCCAGUAUUGAGCGUUCCAAUCUCGACGGAAGCGAUCGAAUAAUCGUUAUUAAGGAAAGACUGUAUAAGCCACUGGCGGUUACGAUUGAUCAAGCGGAACAGAAGAUGUACUGGAUCGACGACGUCGAGGGGAUACACUUCAAGAUCGAGCGAAGCAACUUGGACGGCGGCGAGCGGGAGUUGCUAAUUCACGGCACGCAUCAGCAGCCGGUCUACCUGGCGGUUGAUGACGAAUUGGUGUAUUGGUCCGACUGGGUGCACAGCGCGGUCUGGAGUCUGCCAAAGAACGCGACGGUCGGCGAGCCGAAGGAGUUCAAGUCGUACUACAUGUCCAGAAGAACCGCUGAUCCAAGCGGAAUCGUGACGCGCGACAAUAUAGGCACUAUCGAUUGCGCGGCAAUUUUGUCAAAGAUGAACAAGAUGAAAAGUCUAUCGGCUUCACAAGUGACGACAAGAAACAAUCAGUCGUUCAAUAGUCUGAUCACCAGCACGGAGGAUUCGGAUUUGACCACCGAGAGCUCCAAAUACUGCCUAAACAACGGCCAUCUGAACAAAACAGACGGCAAGUGCCGAUGCAAAUCAGGAUUCGUCGGAUCCUUUUGCGAAGUUUCUCUCUGUCACAAUUACUGCCUUCGUGGUAAAUGUUUUAUAAAUCAUCGCGAACAUCCCGAGUGCCUGUGUUCGGGUUCGUUCAGCGGCGCCCGUUGCGAAAAGGACGUUUGCGACGGAUAUUGCCUUCACGACGGCAAGUGUUCCAUCGAGAAGGGAAAGCCGCAGUGCAGUUGUAAAUACUCCAAAGGGACUCGAUGCGAGGAGCCGAACGAUAUCGCGACGAUCUGCGCGAUAUACUGCGCGAGCGAUCGCGAAACAAUGCCCAGCGUGACGUCCUGCAGGUGUACAGAUGCCAAUCGCACAGCUGAGAGAAUCACUCUUAGCGAUAGUUUCCAAGCCAGUACUCUGCUGUCGAUAUUCCUAGCUCUCAUUGCUCUGCUACUUCUAAUAAUCGCCGGACUUGGUUAUUACGUGAGUGUGUUACGGAGACGACGUGUUAAGAAGCGCUUCGUGGUAGGAAAGGGCGUGACGCCGCUCACAUCUAGGCCGCAGUUAUCGGAUCAGUGCGAAAUCACCAUAGAGAAUUGCUGCAACAUGAAUAUUUGCGAAACUCCGUGUUUCGAACCGAAAUUACGAAAUGCCGGGAUGUCAAGAAGCAAUAGUACAAAAAAGGAAGAGAAGAAUUCCUUGUUGGAUAACAUGGAGGGUAAUUCGUGCUAGCACAGACUAUUCUCGUCUCGUCGUAUGAAAUGGCGAAAAUUUGACGGGAAACUCCGCACGAGCUCUCGAGGAUCAGAUUCGCGGGUUUGUUCCUGUACGACUGUACAUACUUCGGCAGCGAAUAGUAUUGUUGUUAAGUUUGGAAGUGUCCGCGUUUUACACGGGGAUGCGCGCGGACGACGUGUCGACGACGCUUCGUUUCUGGAAAAGGAAGCCAAAGGUCUUUUUAGAAAGUCCUAUUUCUUAGUACGUCAUGUAUAAAAGAAAAAAAACACGUUAGGGCUGUGUCUUAAAACCAUUUCUUUCGCGCGUUAGUAGCCGUUAAUUAAAUUAAAUUAAAUUAAAAUUUAUCUUCCUCCCUUCCCUUUUUAACUUUGCUUUAAACGCUUUUGUUUUCAGAAGGAGAACAAAAAAAAAAUGCGAACUGUUAUAUUUUUCACGUUUCUUCGAAUCUAUCGUCAAACGCGAUCCCUCUCGCUCGUGGAGUACGCACAAAAUAAAACGUUGGAAAUUUUAAACGUGCGACGUGUGUAAAACGAAUUUUAAAUUUUUAGAUAAAAAAACGAAAUGCGUCACGUAUGUAUAUGUGACGGAAAGUGCGGAAGUUUACGAGAUUAUAUACUGCCAAGUGAAAAUGAGAAAAGAAGAUGUUGUCGCGUGUACACUUCUUGCUGACAUCGAUGAUGCGUUCGAAUCGAACAAGCGAAAGGGAACGUGUGCGUGCGCGUGCGUGCGUGUGUGCGUGCGUGUAUGUAUGUGAGUGAGUGAGUGAGUGAGUGUGUACGAAAGUUUUCCAUAAUCUAUCGAUAAAUAGCUGCCAAAACACGGGCUCUCUGAUAUACGGAAAAAAAGUUGCCUCACUUCGAGACAAGAGACUUCCUUAUAUUUCCAAUAAAUGUUAUUCUGUUCAAAUAAUUUAAGUAACAAUCGAAGGAAACUCGCGUGCUGAAGAGAAAUUCUACAGAGAGAGAGAGAGAGAGAAAGAAAGAUAGAGAGUCUAAACGAAAAUUAGCAGAGUCGCAAAAAGAGUGUGCGAAAGUUGCCUUAAGCGGUAAUUCUAAUCGUUGCUCAAAGUACCAAUGAGUACAUUCCUAAGGAAAGAUUAGAUUGCGAUUACGCAGAAGUAAAUAGUUCUCUUUAAAUAACAAAUGUUUCUUUCGACUGAGCUAUCCGUCAACGGGCCUUUACGAUACGUUUAUGCGAAUGAAACUCAUUCGACGUGUGACUCCGUCUUGUAAACUCAUAUACACUUUGACCUCAUCGCCACUCGCUUUUCACAAAAUUCACGCGAAGAUCCAUUUGUACUUCGCGCUUUUAAUUAUAAUUUUUAAUUAACACAUUUUUUUUUAUCCCUCACUCACAGCUGUUGUCGUGAUUAUAUCUCGUUGUCGAUCUUUUUUUUUUUGAUUAUAUACAUAUAUAUAUAUACUACGAAUAUACAAUGUAUAGAGUGCGUAUUACACGCAUAUUACACGUUUUCGUGCGAAAUUACGCGCGAAAAAAAAAAUGAAAAUUCAAACUGGAUCGUGCUUUCGUCCAUUCGAGAUAUACGUAUUCCCGUAAUGCGAAAAAAAAAAAAAACAAAUCUUUACACCGCUGUGUACAUUGAACACUAAAGUCUUCAUGUAAUUCGGAAGGAGAUCGCGCUGUCGUUAAUGUAAGUUCGCAAAUAGAUGUAUAGCGUAAAUUUGUAAACGGAUGUACAUGUUUUAGGCGACUAAAUAUCACAGUGCAAAACGCGCAUGCAUAUCGUAUAUGUAUGUUGCGCUCUGUGAGGUGUACAAUAUAUAAUAGAGAUAUCACAGAGGAGAAUGUUAUCACAGAUUAUAUAACGGAUACGCGAACGAUCCUCGCUGUCGUCGUUAGAGUAAAUGUCAAAAUUCAAUCCGGGCGCGCGUUGUAACGCGAUUUUCGUCGCGCGCGCGCGCGCGCGCGAGCGCGAUUGUUCAAUUACAAAAAAUGGAAACUCCACACACGGUCUGUAAUACGAUCGUGCGUGCACGGUCGCGCGGCAAUAGAAAAAGCGCCGCCGUAGUCGCGGUGACAAAAAAUCGCAAAGCGCGCGCGCUUGACCUCUCAGUGACAAAUUUAUUUAUUAUUAUUAAUGUUGCGCGAAACUUCGGAAUUCUUUGUUUAUUUAAUUUUAAGAGGAUCGUCGAUUUUUAUACAUUUUAAGAAAAUCCGCAGCUUUCAUCGUUGAACUAUGCUCUUGUUUUUUUUUUUUUAAAUUUAUUUCUUUAAAACAGCCGCGAAAAUUAUUCAUUCUCGUUCGAUGUGCGCGAAGCCAAUUACUUAAGUCUUCGUUAUUUUGUUUUCUUUAAACUUCUAAUUUUAUUCUAUCGCGAAAGCGAAGUUUUUCGCCAAUUUCGUUUCCCAUCGUAUUGACUCACGAUGGCUGAUGUGCACGCGCGAGGUAACGUGCGAGGUGUUAACCGAUUCUUGCUUGGCUUUUUUUUAUGAAAAAAUAGUCGCAAAUUUUAUUUCUUUCCUUUUACGUUUUCCUUGAUCGAGAACACCGAUGUUGCAAUUAACAGUAACUUAAACAUGUGUAAGUUUUACGUACACCAAAGUUGUUUUUAGUAGUGCAGUAGUAGUAAUAUAGAGCGCGAAAAAAAAAACACAGAAGUACAUAUUAAAUCAUUGGUUUGCCAAGAAUUAUUGCAACGAUUACGUAGAACGACAUUGAGUUUGAUUAUGUAGGAUUAUGACGUGCACUUUGUUGUUAUAAAAACUCCGACUUUAGUUCUAGAAAACUCAAUUAAUCUCUAAUCGCUGAUUAGAAUCGCAUCGAACCAAUGAUCGCCAUGUUGUUCAUUAAUUAAUAGAGUUUAUGUUUUUCUUUGCAAUGCGGAAUAAUGUUCCUGUCGUCGUGACGAAAAAAAAAAA
Pseudomyrmex gracilis is the source of this 4848-nucleotide messenger RNA. It is a transcript of the gene cue, whose product is annotated as protein cueball. The transcript has 7 exons. NCBI's taxonomy places the organism in Eukaryota, Metazoa, Arthropoda, Insecta, Hymenoptera, Formicidae. The record is from RefSeq and is a predicted model, not a curated record. Bases 169 to 1962 code for a protein of 597 amino acids.